This is a messenger RNA of Syzygium oleosum, 1792 nucleotides long. RefSeq names its product 2-oxoglutarate-Fe(II) type oxidoreductase hxnY-like. The record is from RefSeq and is a predicted model, not a curated record. Lineage: Eukaryota; Viridiplantae; Streptophyta; Magnoliopsida; Myrtales; Myrtaceae. The transcript is spliced from 11 exons. The coding region runs from base 162 to 1178 and encodes 338 amino acids.
UCAUCCCCUUGUCCUCCUCCUCCAUCAGUUGCAACUCAAAAUGCCAGUCCGUGCUCGAUCAUCGUCAGUCGUCAUCGCCACUGUGAAUUCAGACAGGUGAACGGACGGCGAUCUCAGCAAACGGAGCAAACGACCUGCUCGGCGGGGAAGCACCAGCGAGCAUGACUGACGCGAACGCGGCGAUCGAAGUCGCCGCCGGAGUUCCGACUUCGACUCUCAACCGUAUCGACCUCUCGAGCUCCGACAUUCCUGGUUCGGUGUCUCUGCUCAAACAGGCGUGCUUGGAUUCUGGCUUCUUCUACGUGAUCAAUCAUGGGAUUAGCCAGGAUUUAAUGGAGGAGGUGUUCGUCCAGAGCAGGCGGUUCUUCGGUUUGCCUUUGAGCGAGAAAAUGAAGCUGUUGAGGAACGAGAAGCACCGAGGGUAUACUCCUAUGUUUGAUCAGAUCCUCGAUCCUGCAAAUCAGAUAGACGGAGAUUAUAAGGAGGGAUAUUACAUAGGAGUGGAAUUACCAGAGGACGAUCCUGGUGCGCGGAAGCCUCAUUUUGGACCAAACCUCUGGCUUUCUGAGGAUAUAUUGCCAAGAUGGAGGCAGGCGAUGGAAAAAUUUGGUAGUCAAGCAUUAAAAGUGGCAAAAGUAGCUGCAAGGAUCAUUGCUCUAGCACUUGAUCUGGAGGCUGAUUUUUUUGAUAAGCCAGAAAUACUCGGCGAACCUAUUGCGACCUUACGCCUGUUGCACUAUGAAGGUCUAGUCUCUGAUCCCUCUAAAGGAAUAUAUGGAGCUGGGGCACAUUCGGACUUUAAUUUUAUUACCUUGUUGGCAACAGAUGAUGUCCCAGGUCUCCAAAUUUGCAAGAAGAAGGAUGCUAAAUCUCCGAUGUGGGAAUUUGUGCAACCUAUGAGAGGAGCAUUCAUAGUGAAUCUUGGUGUUAUGCUAGAACGAUGGAGCAAUUGUAUUUUCAGGUCCACGCUCCAUCGAGUUAUAGGGAAUGGUCAAGAACGGUAUUCUAUUGCGUACUUCCUGAAGCCUAACCAUGAUUGUCUCAUUGAGUGCUUGCCAACAUGUAUGUCAGAGGAAAAUCCUCCCAAGUUUCCGCCUGUCCAAUGUCAGACCUACUUGUCCCAAAGAUUCAAAGAUACUCAUGCUGAUUUAAAUGUAUACAGAACGGAAGGAGCUUAGAGUUUGCCAGUGAGAGCGGAAGCCUGUCAACCCGCACUUGCCCGAAGUAGGGUUAUAAUUUUAGAACUUGUACAGAUGUGCAUAAUGAGCUUAGAGAAGAGCGUCCAACAGAGUACCUUCAUGUACAUACAUAUGCACAUACAACCAAUGAUCUGUUUAUGUUCAGCAGUUUCCACCUUAUUUUGCUCCUAAAUUAACUGUUUGUACGUGCACAUGUCGAAGCACCGACUCUCCUGUGAUUCAACGGAUGGGUCCGCUUUUCAACAAUAGUUUCGGUAGAUUGGACUGUACAUGCAACUUUCGGCGUACUUGACAAGAUUUUUCUGGACUGGGUGGGCGUGUCGCUAAGCCUACAAAGGAUUGAAAAUAUGACGGGCUAAGGAGGAGUGAGCAAGCAUUUUCAUGUGGGUGGGACUGCGGGUAGCAUUGGCAAGUGCACUUACAGAUAUCGUAAGCACUUUAGCCACUUUGGCUGCUACUUUCGCAGAAAUCUUUCUGAUGUUUCUCAAAGGUGGAUAGGUCAAUCCCUUCUCAAAGUCCCCCUGUGACACUUGACUAACUGACGCUUCCGCCAUGUUAAAACACAAACAAGCUUUACACACAGGAAGACUUGA